Messenger RNA from Diversispora eburnea, 3135 nucleotides. The record is from the annotation of a GenBank genome assembly. Lineage: Eukaryota; Fungi; Glomeromycota; Glomeromycetes; Diversisporales; Diversisporaceae.
AUGUAUGCACCAUUACGAGGAAUUUACAAGAAUUUGACGAAUCUAAAAACUGAAUUUAAUCGUUCCCCUAUAUUGCUUUUGAUUCAACCACUACGACACGAAAUCAAUUCUCGAAGAAAUUUUACGUGUAAUAGUCGACAAUUUUCGUCUAUUUCAAAAAGUUCUAGUCGCUUAAGAUCAAAACUUCAAGAAUCAAAAUUAGAUUCCAAUUCUGGCUCAAAAAACGAUGGUGAUGGCAACGGUGGAAAUAGAAACAGUGGUAAUAAUAACUCAGGAGAUAAACCUGGUAGUGGAGGUAAAGGAGAUGGUUCAGGAAAGGGUGAUGGCGGUUCCGGUGAUAGUCCUCCCCCUCGAUCUCCAUUUGAAGGCAUCCAAAGAACAUUACAUGUAUUAGAAACCACUUUACAAAAACCUUCGAUACCGGAGGUUUAUCCGCAAGUAUUAGCUUUACCUAUUGCUAGGAGACCUCUAUUCCCCGGCUUUUACAAAGCAGUUGUUAUAAAGGAUCCACAUGUUACAGCUGCCGUAAAGGAAUUAAUGAAACGUGGACAACCUUAUGUAGGCGCAUUUUUGUUAAAAGACGAAGAAUUAGAUGUAGACACUAUUACAGAUAUUGCUCAAGUUUACAAAGUUGGCGUAUUUGCACAAAUUACUAGCGUCUUCCCAGCUAAUGGUGGUCAAGAUGAAAAUUCUUUGACAGCUGUUUUGUAUCCUCAUCGACGAAUCCGCAUCACGGAACUUUUGCCGCCUCUUCCAAGUGGAGUUCCCGAAGCUGAAGUUGUUGCCGAAUCCGUACAACAAAAUCCCGAGACAACCAGCACAAACAAAGAACUCGAACCACAGUAUGCAACUUCAUUUUUGGAAGAAUAUAAUGUUUCACUCGUCAACGUAGAAAAUCUCCAAGAUGAAUCAUAUAAUAGAAAGAACCAAGUUAUUCGGGCUAUAACUUCAGAAAUUGUUGCCGUUUUUAAAGAUAUUGCGACUUUAAAUCCUCUUUUCCGAGAUCAAAUCGCCAAUUUUUCAAUGUCCCAAUCUGCUGGUAAUGUAUUUGAAGAGCCUGCCAAACUUGCAGAUUUCGCGGCAGCAGUUUCCACGGGUGAACCAAAUGAAUUACAAGAAGUUCUUGAAAGUUUAGUAAUCGAGGAACGACUUCAAAAGGCUUUACUUGUUCUUAAGAAAGAAUUGGUAAAUGCUCAAUUACAAAGUAAAAUCAGCAAGGAAGUAGAAUCAAAGAUUGCAAAACGUCAAAGGGAAUAUUAUUUGAUGGAACAAUUGAAAGGAAUCAAAAAAGAAUUGGGUAUUGAAUCAGAUGGUAAAGAUAAGCUUGUGGAAAAAUUUAAGGAAAAAGCCGAUAAAUUAGCAAUGCCUGAUGGUGUAAAAAAAGUAUUCGAAGAGGAAAUCAAUAAACUUGCACAUCUAGAACCAGCAGCUUCUGAAUUCAAUGUUACGCGUAAUUAUCUUGAUUGGCUCACCCAAGUGCCAUGGGGUCAAAGAUCUCCGGAGAAUUAUAAUAUCAAACAUGCCAUUAAAGUACUUGACGAAGAUCACUAUGGAUUACAAGAUGUAAAAGAUCGGAUACUAGAAUUCAUUGCGGUUGGUAAACUAAGAGGAAUUGUAGAAGGAAAAAUUUUGUGUUUCGUUGGUCCGCCUGGUGUUGGGAAAACUUCCAUUGGAAAAUCAAUUGCACGAGCUCUGUCUCGACAAUUUUACCGAUUUAGUGUGGGCGGUUUAACCGAUGUUGCUGAAAUUAAAGGUCACCGUCGUACAUACGUCGGUGCUAUGCCUGGUAAGGUUGUUCAAGCGUUAAAGAAAGUUCAGACUGAAAAUCCUUUGGUUUUGAUAGAUGAAGUCGACAAAAUUGGUCGUGGUCACCAAGGAGAUCCUUCCUCGGCACUUUUAGAACUUCUUGAUCCCGAACAAAAUUCGUCGUUCUUAGAUCAUUACAUGGAUGUUCCUAUCGAUCUUUCAAAAGUCCUUUUCGUUUGCACUGCUAAUGUAGUAGAUACCAUACCUGGUCCUCUAUUGGAUCGUAUGGAAUUAAUACAAUUAUCCGGAUAUGUUGCUGAUGAAAAGGUUGCCAUUGCUACAAAAUAUUUAGCACCAACUGCAAAAGAAAUGGCUGGAUUGAAAGAUGCAGAUGUCUUACUUCAACAAAGUGCUAUAGAGACAUUAAUAAAAUCAUAUUGUCGAGAAAGUGGAGUACGUAAUUUAAAAAAGCAAAUUGACAAGAUUUAUCGAAAAGCUGCACUUAAAAUAGUGAAAGAUUUAGGUGAAGAAGAAGCGCGGAAUGAAGAGUCUGAUAAAGUAGAAACUAAAUCUGAAAAACCUGAAGGGGAUGAAGUAUCAACAACCACUGAACCACGAAAACCGUUAACAGUUCCUGAUGAUGUUCAUGUUAUCAUCGAUCCAGAAAAUCUGAAAGAUUACGUUGGCCCCCCAGUGUGGCAUUCGGACCGUUUAUACGAUAAAACCCCACCUGGCGUUGUUAUGGGUUUGGCUUGGACGAGUAUGGGUGGAUCUGCUCUCUACGUAGAAUCUACUCUAGAAUCAAUUUUAUCAAAUACCUCAGCACCUUCACUUUCCAAGACAGGUCAAAUGGGAGAUGUUAUGAAGGAGUCAACUACAAUUGCUUAUACAUUUUCCAAGAGUUUAAUGACGAGACGCUUCCCAGAAAAUAGAUUUUUCGAAAGAGCGGCAAUCCAUCUUCACGUACCAGAAGGAGCAACUCCAAAGGAUGGUCCAUCUGCUGGAAUCACCAUGGCUACAUCACUUCUUUCACUUGCAAUUUCCAAACCGUUAGAUCCAACCAUUGCCAUGACUGGAGAGCUUACAUUAACAGGUAAAAUUUUGAAAAUCGGGGGUCUUCGAGAGAAAGCUGUGGCAGCCAAAAGAUCCGGUGUUCACACUAUAAUAUUUCCGGAAGCCAAUACAAGUGAUUGGGAAGAAUUACCAGAUAAUGUUAAGGAGGGUCUCAUUGGUAUUCCAGUUGCCUGGUAUGAUGAUGUAUUUAAAGUGGUGUUUGGUGAUAUAUCUAAAGAGGAAGCAAAAAAUGCCUGGACUUCGAUGUUCGAAUCUUAUGUACCGACAGAUACAAAAGAAAAAGAAGUAAAUGUAAAUGCCAGUGUCACGUUAUAA